Molecule: messenger RNA, 789 nt
Organism: Juglans microcarpa x Juglans regia
Lineage: Eukaryota; Viridiplantae; Streptophyta; Magnoliopsida; Fagales; Juglandaceae
Exons: 3
Coding region: 1-789 (262 amino acids)
Source: RefSeq, a predicted model, not a curated record
AUGGAGGCUUUGGUGGACUUAAAUCCUGCAGUAACACCUGAGAUGAAUUCCCAAUUAACAAAGGCUUGUUCUUAUGAUGGGGUAAAAUGUGCUUUAUUUGAAAUGGAUCCACUGAGCUCUCCAGGACCUGAUGGAUUCUCUGCUGGCUUUUAUCAGGACCACUGGGAAGUAGUUGGUGAUGGUGUGGUGGAGGUUGUUAAAGAGAUAUUCAACUCCAUGAGAGGACUACAUGAGAUCAAUGAAACCUUUAUAGUUCUGAUUCCAAAAAAGAGAAAGCCCACCCUGAGUGCCUUCGUCCCAGGGCGUUUUAUCUCUAAUAACAUCAUUGUUGCUUAUGAAGCAAUGCACUCAAUGAAAAAUAGAGCAAGAAUGAGGGGGUACAUGGCAAUGAAAUUGGACAUGAGCAAGGCAAUGAAAUUGGACAUGAGCAAAGCAUAUGAUAGAAUAAAGUGGCCUAUCUUGGAAGCUAUGUUACUUAAAAUGGGCUUUGAUAAGGAGUGGACAGAUUUGAUAAUGCAGUGUGUCUCUUCAGUGAAAUACUCUUUGCUAUUCAAUGAGAUGUUGGAUAAAGCUGAGAGAAAGUGCCAUAUAUCUGGUUAUCCAUUUGCAAGAGGAUCAUUGAUGUUUAACCAUCUCUUCUUCGUAGAUGAUAGCUUGCUUUUCUACAAAGCUAAUGCUCUUGAGUGGAGUAGAUUGUUCAGAAUUCUCAAGACUUAUGAGGAAGCCUCUGGUCAAAGAUUGAACCUAGAGAAAUCAGCAAUUUUUUUUCAGCAAGAACACAUCAGCUAA